GUUAAAUCCACCUGUUAUACCACCUGCAGCGGAACAACAGUGACGGACAGCAGGCUGAAAACACAGCAGCAACAUGGGAGGUGUCUACUCCAGUGAAAAGAUGGCAGGAGUUUUCUCUUAUGAGAGUUCAGAAAUCGACUGGUGUGAAGAUAACUACAGACACUCAGAACACGUGGUGGAGUACUUUAACACUAUGAGCAGCUUUGUUUUCUUCAUUAUAUCUCCCAUCAUGCUCUACCUCUUGCACCCUUAUGCAAAAGAGAGGAACCUGGCAAUUCACCUAGUCUGGAUCAUGAUGAUAUUUGUUGGGCUCUUCUCAGCGUACUUUCACAUGACGCUCAGUUUCGUCGGACAGAUGUUGGAUGAGUUAUCCAUCUUGUGGGUUUUAGCGGUGGGAUAUUCUGUCUGGUUCCCCCGCAGGCUCUUCCCUUCUUUCAUAAAAGACAGGUCCACAUUUUCAAGCCUGGUCCUGAUUGUUACAGUGAUCACUACCGUGUCAUCAUUCGUCAAACCAACAGCUAAUGCCUACGCUCUGAAUUGCUUCGGCCUCCAUCUGCUUUAUGUCCUGGCUGAAGAGAUGAAAUGCUGUAAUGACCAGAAGGUCCUACGAUUAGCCAAGCUGUCAGUGACUCUGUGGGUGCUCGCAAUCACCUGCUGGAUUAGUGACCGCUUUGGCUGCAGCUUCUGGCAGAGGCUGAACUUCUGCUACCUGCACGGUAUUUGGCAUAUCCUGAUAGUGAUUGCUGUGGCCUACGGCAGCACCCUGAUAGCGUACCUGGAUGCCAACUAUGAGAUACCGUACUCUCUACCCGGACUGCAGUACUGGCCCUGUGAUAAAUGGGCUGUCGGAAUACCUCACAUUGUCCUGAAGGGCACCACAAGAACACAGAAACGGUGUUAAGACAUUUUAAAGCAAUUUUACUGUGAAUGAAGAUUUUUUCAGUGCACCUCAUUUGUUCAGUAAUUCAUGAAUAUCUCAAGGAACUGAUUUCAUGACAUUUACUCAACACUACCUUGUUAAAGAGUUUUAUUUCUACAGAAAGACCUGCUUUCACUCCCAAAUUGACUGACAUUUCUUAAAAUACAUAUGUAAAGAUUUUUACUACAAUGGACAGUUUACAAAAAUGAUUAAAUAUGUAAAAGUAGCUCUCUUUUUUCAUGGAGGGGCUUUCUUUGUGGAAAAGACGCCAGUCUGAAUUACACAGGCAACAGCUAUACUGAAUAAAACAUACAACACAUUACAAGAUUCUUGUACCAAGGCACUGUGAUGAAAAAGAUUUUAGAAAUGAAUUCACAAACCACAAAAAAAACAAUUCACAAAUUGUUUGUAUAUGCCCAGAAACUUUUGUCACAAAAUCUGUUUGUAAAAUGUUCUAGACUUUUACAGUUCAGGUGACCAUGGAAAGGGGGAAUAAAUACUUACUAUAUGUGUAGUCAUGUGCCUAGGUAGCCCGAUGUGUCAUAUCCCGGGGCAGGAGAGGGGGUAGGGGCGGCCAGAGACAAGCUCAACACAUGCCAACACACACGUGUCAGUUGGAAGCCAAGGCCAAGCUCCACUGCAUCACUGUUGUACAGGACUAUCAGCGGUUUUCGGGUCCACAGCACAACCAUGGGGCUCAUGGCAACCCUAUUACCGACUGGACUGUACCCUUGGCCAUGCUUACUCACCACAUCUACCCCCUACUCAAUCCUAAAGGUGUAGACUUAUUUUUUCCAACAGAUUAUUUUCCUAUUCCCCUGGGACAUGCAAGGACAUCCAGAGCAUGGCGGGGGUCAGUAAAUCCUCUGUCCUGCUCAGUGGUGCCCUCAGGUGAGCUUACUCGCCAUUACACGCCUUACUUCAAACAUACCUAAGAGUACUUUGUACCACUGUAUGUCUCCAAUUGGAAAACAUGGUUAUUUUAUAUUUACAGUUAUUAUUAAUAUUAUUUUUUUAAGAGUUGUGCACGGUGGUGCAGUGGUUAGCACUGUGAUCUCACAGCAAGAAGGUUCCUUGUCUUGCAUGCAUGGGUCCUCUAUGGGAACUCCAAAAACAUGCUCAUUAGGUUAAUUGGUGACUCCAAAUUGCCCGUAGGUGUGAGUGCGAAUACAUGCCUGUCUCUGUAUGUCAACAUUUUUAAUAGCAAGGAAUAAGCUGAAUAGACAAAGUUUGGCUGGAUUAUUUUCAAGAAUAAGUAACUUUAUUUUUAAGAUAAUUAUUUAAAUAAGCCCAUUAUUUAUAUGAUCAAAGUGGUGAUAAACUAUUUACAGUAAAAGCUGUUUUUUUUUUAUUUCAAGAUGCAGUUGUUUUCAAUAACUUAUGUAAAUAUUCAUAUAUACAUGACUGAAAUAUAAGAGUGUGAUUGUGUGCAGGUCUUUUCUUUGACUGCUUUGUGUGAUUUAAUAAAUGCAUGUUUUAUUCAUUAUAUGGAAAAUUAAAGAUGUACUGUAUGUUUUCUUAAAACUGAACUGUUAUAUCAGCUACAGUCUUCCUAAUGUUUCUUCAGCAAUGCACAUCUUAAAAUGUUUAAGGAGUUUUAAGAUACCUCAGCAUAUGGUGGUUUUAUAGUAGAUUGCUAGUUGA
Messenger RNA from Cheilinus undulatus (humphead wrasse), 2563 nucleotides. RefSeq names its product alkaline ceramidase 1 (gene acer1). The transcript has 7 exons. Lineage: Eukaryota; Metazoa; Chordata; Actinopteri; Labriformes; Labridae. The coding region runs from base 74 to 901 and encodes 275 amino acids. Gene Ontology annotation, molecular function: hydrolase activity, acting on carbon-nitrogen (but not peptide) bonds, in linear amides. The record is from RefSeq and is a predicted model, not a curated record. Gene Ontology annotation, biological process: ceramide metabolic process. Gene Ontology annotation, cellular component: membrane.